UUUUGAGGUUUUAAAUAUGGUUUGUCUUCUGAAAUGUAAAAAUGUUAAUAAAAAACGUAUUAAUGGAAAAAAGGAAGGAAAUUUGGAAGAAAAUAAAUUUUGUGUUGGAAAAAGUGAGGUUUUACCUCCACUGUCAAUAAAAUGUCAAGCUCCCUACAAUUGCUGUGCUCAGCUUGGGUCUCCUUUGGUAGAAUUUUGUUUUUAA
Messenger RNA from Meloidogyne enterolobii, 205 nucleotides. The record is from the annotation of a GenBank genome assembly. NCBI's taxonomy places the organism in Eukaryota, Metazoa, Nematoda, Chromadorea, Rhabditida, Meloidogynidae.